This is a messenger RNA of Physeter macrocephalus (sperm whale), 1992 nucleotides long. It is a transcript of the gene PIP5K1C, whose product is annotated as phosphatidylinositol-4-phosphate 5-kinase type 1 gamma. NCBI's taxonomy places the organism in Eukaryota, Metazoa, Chordata, Mammalia, Artiodactyla, Physeteridae. The transcript is spliced from 15 exons. The record is from RefSeq and is a predicted model, not a curated record. Gene Ontology annotation, molecular function: 1-phosphatidylinositol-4-phosphate 5-kinase activity. Gene Ontology annotation, cellular component: plasma membrane. The coding region runs from base 39 to 1964 and encodes 641 amino acids. Gene Ontology annotation, biological process: phosphatidylinositol phosphate biosynthetic process.
CGGCCCCGAAGAAGACGACCCCAGUGGAGGCCCCACUGAUGACUGGACAGCCGGGCCCUGGCCACGGGAAGAAGCUGGGUCAUCGGGGUGUGGACGCAUCUGGCGAAACCACCUACAAGAAGACCACGUCCUCCACCCUGAAGGGGGCCAUCCAGCUGGGCAUUGGCUACACCGUGGGCAACCUGAGUUCCAAGCCGGAGCGCGACGUGCUCAUGCAGGACUUCUACGUGGUGGAGAGCAUUUUCUUCCCCAGUGAAGGCAGCAACCUCACCCCCGCCCAUCACUUCCAGGACUUCAGGUUCAAGACCUACGCGCCCGUCGCCUUCCGCUACUUCCGGGAACUCUUUGGGAUCCGGCCGGAUGACUACUUGUACUCGUUGUGCAAUGAGCCGCUCAUCGAGCUGUCCAACCCCGGUGCCAGCGGCUCCCUGUUCUACGUCACCAGCGACGAUGAGUUCAUCAUCAAGACGGUGAUGCACAAGGAGGCCGAGUUCCUGCAGAAGCUGCUACCCGGCUACUACAUGAACCUCAACCAGAACCCACGGACGCUGCUGCCCAAGUUUUACGGGCUGUACUGUGUGCAGUCGGGCGGGAAGAACAUCCGCGUGGUGGUGAUGAACAACGUGCUGCCGCGCGUGGUCAAGAUGCACCUCAAGUUCGACCUCAAGGGCUCCACGUACAAGCGGCGGGCCAGCAAGAAGGAGAAGGAAAAGAGCAUCCCCACCUACAAAGACCUGGACUUCAUCCAGGACAUGCCUGAGGGGCUCAUGCUCGAUGCCGACACCUUCUCCGCGCUCGUCAAGACGCUGCAGCGUGACUGCCUGGUGCUGGAGAGCUUCAAGAUCAUGGACUACAGCCUGCUCCUGGGCGUGCACAACAUCGACCAGCAGGAGCGCGAGCGGCAGGCCGAGGGCGCCCAGAGCACCGCUGACGAGAAGCGGCCGCUGGGCCAGAAGGCGCUCUACUCCACGGCCAUGGAGUCCAUCCAGGGCGGGGCCGCGCGCGGGGAGGCCAUCGAGACGGACGACACGAUGGGCGGGAUCCCCGCUGUGAACGGCCGCGGGGAGCGGCUUCUGCUACACAUUGGUAUCAUCGACAUCCUGCAGUCCUACAGGUUCAUCAAGAAGCUGGAACACACCUGGAAGGCUCUCGUUCACGAUGGGGACACUAUCUCUGUCCACCGGCCCAGCUUCUACGCCGAGCGCUUCUUCAAGUUCAUGAGCAACACGGUCUUCCGGAAGAACUCCUCCCUCAAGUCCUCGCCGUCCAAGAAGGGCCGCGGUGCCUUGCUGGCCGUCAAGCCCCUGGGGCCCACUGCCGCCUUCUCGGCCAGCCAGAUCCCCAGCGAGCGGGAGGACGCGCAGUACGACCUGCGGGGGGCCCGCAGCUACCCCACGCUGGAGGACGAAGGCCGGCCAGACCUCCUGCCCCGCACACCGCCUUCUUUUGAGGAGGCCACCACCGCCUCCAUCGCCACGACCCUGUCCUCCACGUCCCUCUCCAUCCCGGAGCGGUCCCCCUCGGAGACAUCAGAGCAGCCACGGUACAGGCGGCGCACGCAGUCCUCCGGACAGGAUGGCCGGCCCCAGGAGGAGGCGCAUGCGGAGGAGGACCUGCAGCAGAUCACGGUGCAGGUGGAGCCCGCGUGCAGCGUUGAAAUCGUGGUCCCCAAAGAGGAGGAUGCGGGGGAGGGGUCGUCCCCAGCCUGUGCCUCUGCCGCCGUCGAAGUGGAAACCGCCAGCCAGGCCUCCGAGCCUGCCAGCCAGGCCUCAGAUGAGGAGGACGCGCCCGCCACAGACAUCUACUUUGUAAGUCCUCCCGGGAUCCCUCCCGUCGCCGGACCCUCCGCCACCUGUGUGUGCUCACACGUGCACACACACGCACGUGCCUGUACGAACCCACGUGUGCUUACACCCACACCCGUUCACACGCGCGCACCCUGCUCCCCCACAGGCUCGUGCUGACACGUCGCACACUCAAGGCGCCUGUGCA